This is a messenger RNA of Juglans microcarpa x Juglans regia, 1393 nucleotides long. Its product is annotated as actin-related protein 2/3 complex subunit 2A-like. The transcript is spliced from 10 exons. The record is from RefSeq and is a predicted model, not a curated record. Gene Ontology annotation, molecular function: structural constituent of cytoskeleton; actin filament binding. Gene Ontology annotation, biological process: actin filament polymerization; Arp2/3 complex-mediated actin nucleation. Lineage: Eukaryota; Viridiplantae; Streptophyta; Magnoliopsida; Fagales; Juglandaceae. Gene Ontology annotation, cellular component: actin cytoskeleton; Arp2/3 protein complex. Bases 182 to 1156 code for a protein of 324 amino acids.
UCUUUACGUUUCUCUCUCUCCCCCCGACCAAAGCGGCAUCAACCGUAAGACCAAGACUUCGGACAAGAAGCCAGGAAUCGAGAUUCGAAACCCAUCACGAUAUUGCAGAUCCCAGACCCUGGCAAAAGUCUCCUUCCCCGACACACAGCGAGAGAGAGAGAGAGAGAGCGAGUUGGAAUCGAUGAUACUUCUGCAAUCUCAAUCAAGAUUUCUCCUUCAGACCUUGCUGAAUCGAGUUCAGAAUCUUGAAAAAGGAGUUGAAUUGGAUUACCACUGGGUUGAGUUUAAUGAUGUUCGCUACCAUAUUCAGGUGUCAAUGAAGAAUUCACACGUCUUGCUGCUGUCAGUGUCAUUACCUACCCCUCCCCCAGAUGCCAUCUUCUUUGGUGGACUUCCUUUUGGAGCUAUUGAAGCAAUAAAAGCUGCAUAUGGUGUGGUUGUACAAAUUCUUGAUCCUCCAAGGGAUGGAUUUAAUCUCACUUUGAAACUGAAUUUGUCCAAACUUCCUCCAGAUGAAGAGUACAGACAUGCUCUUUUGGUUAAGAUUGCAUCUGUGAGGGAAACGGUCCUUGGUGCUCCAUUGAGAGUAAUUCUAAAACAACUUGCUUCAAGGACUGUUGCUUCUAAUAUGGACCGGCUUGUUGCCAUUCUGCAUAGGCCAAACGAGUCUUUUUUCCUUGUUCCUCGGAUAGAAAAGGUGACAGUGGUGUUUCCUAUGAGAUUUAAAGACUCCAUAGAUAUUGUUCUUGCCACUUCCUUCCUGCAGGAGUUUGUGGAAGCAAGGCGUACAACUGGACUCCAUAAUGCUCCUUCUUGUUUGUGGUCUGCAUCUGCUCCUCCAGAACUGAAGGGAGCUCCGGCUGAAGCAUUAUUGGCAAAUGCAGGAUUUGUUACAUUUGUUAUCUUCCCUCGUCACGUAGAAGGCAAAAAGCUGGACCGUACGGUUUGGAGUUUAUCUACGUUUCACGCUUAUGUUAGUUAUCAUGUUAAAUGCUCUGAGGGUUUUAUGCAUACAAGGAUGCGACGUCGCGUGGAAUCUUUGAUUCAGGCUCUCGAUCGUGCCAAGCCCGAGUUGGAGAGUCCAAAGAAAAAAGUGCAAAGCAGAUCCUUCAAACGACUGAGCCUCAACGAAGCAAGGACCAAUUCAGAGUCAUAGUUGGUACAGGAUGGGUGCUUCUGUUUGGACAAUGAGAAGCCCAUUAGCCGAGGCAUUGCUUGCUAUAUGCAGGGGAAGACUACUAGUACUCCAAGUGCUUGUAUUUUAUUUCCCAAUAUAAAUUAAAAAAAGAGAAAGGAAAGAAAAGAACAUAUUUAUUCAGUUUGCUAAUAUGAUACAAUUUUGUUUGUAGUUGGGUUUUUAGUGAACGGUAAAAUGUUACUUUGUUUAGGUCAA